ACACACAGAUAUAUCCCACAGCACGCACAAGUCCUGAGAAAGCUGACUCCCAACUCCGAUCAACAUGGAGCCGGCCUAUGUCGCCGUCCUCUCUUUCCUCUUCCUCUUCUCAAUCCACUGCCUCCUCGGCCGGCGCAGCAGCAAGAUCAAUGGCAAGAACAAGGGAAUACAGCGGCUGCCACCGAGCCCUCCGGCCAUCCCGGUCCUCGGCCACCUCCACCUCCUCGGGAAGCCGAUCCACGCAGCGCUCGCGCGCCUCGCCGCGCGCUACGGGCCGGUGGUCUCCCUCCGCCUAGGCUCGCGCGACGCCGUUGUCGUGUCCUCGGCGGAGUGCGCGAGGGAGUGCUUCACCGAGCACGACGUGUGCUUCGCGAACCGCCCGCGCUUCCCCUCGCUGCUGCUCGUGUCCUUCGACGGCGCCACGCUCCCGAUGUGCGGCUACGGCCCGUACUGGCGCAACCUCCGCCGCGUCGCCACGGUGCAGCUCCUGUCCGCACACCGCGUGAGCUGUAUGCUCCCCACCAUCUCCGCCGAGGUGCGCGCGAUGGUGCGGAGGAUGUACCGCGCCGCCGCAGCCGCCCCCGGGGGCGCCGCGAGGGUCGAGCUGAAGCGGAGGCUGUUCGAACUCUCCCUCAGCGCCCUGAUGGAGACCAUUGCGCAGACGAAGACGUCCCGCGCCGAGGCGGACGCCGACACGGACAUGUCACCGGAGUCCCAGGAGUUCAAGAAGGCGCUGGACGAGUUCAUUCCGCUUAUCGGCGCGGCCAAUGUGUGGGACUACCUGCCGGUGCUACGGUGGUUCGACGUGUUCGGCAUGAGAAAGAAGAUCGUGGCCGCGGUGAGCAAGAGGGACGCGUUCCUGCGACGGCUUAUUGACGCGGAGCGCCGGAGGCUGGACGUCGACGGCGGGGAAGGCGAGAAUAAGAGCAUGAUUGCCGUGCUGCUCUCUAUGCAGAAGUCAGAGCCGGAGGUAUACACAGAUACCACAAUCAUGGCUCUGUGCUCGAGCAUGUUCACUGGGGGAUCGGAGACCACGGCGACGACGGCCGAAUGGGCGAUGUCUCUGCUGCUAAACCACCCGGAGGUCCUGAAGAGAGCGCAGGCGGAGAUGGACGCAUCCGUGGGGAACUCCCGCCUGGUCGGCCCCGACGACGUGCCGCGCCUCGGCUACCUCCAGUGCAUCCUCAGCGAGACCCUCCGCCUGUACCCGGCCGUCCCGACGCUGGUCCCGCACGAGUCCACCGCGGACUGCACGGUCGGUGGCCACCACGUGCCGAGCGGCACGAUGCUGCUCGUCAACGCGUACGCCAUCCACAGGGCCCCCGCGGCGUGGGCGGACCCGGCCGCGUUCAGGCCGGAGCGGUUCGAGGACGGCAGCGCCGAAGGGCGGCUCUUGAUGCCGUUCGGGAUGGGGCGGCGCAAGUGUCCCGGGGAGACGCUCGCGCUGCGGACGCUGGGGCUGGUCCUGGGGACGUUGAUCCAGUGCUUCGACUGGGACACCGUCGGCGGCGCCAAGGUCAACAUGACUGAAGGGGGUGGGAUCACCCUCCCCAAGGCCGUUCCUCUAGAGGCCAUGUGCAAGCCGCGCCAAGCUAUGCUUGAUGUCCUUCAGGGGCUGUGAUCUAGCGCCUUUUGGCCAUCAAGUUAAGUUACUCUGCAUGAACGGGCCAGGUGAAAGCUUGAUAAGAUAUUGACUUGUUGUUAAGGUUGCAGGCUAUGUGGAAUAAGCAACCUUCUUUUUUUAAUAA
This is a messenger RNA of Phragmites australis (common reed), 1748 nucleotides long. Its product is annotated as cytochrome P450 81Q32-like. Gene Ontology annotation, molecular function: heme binding; monooxygenase activity; oxidoreductase activity, acting on paired donors, with incorporation or reduction of molecular oxygen. The transcript is spliced from 2 exons. The record is from RefSeq and is a predicted model, not a curated record. Lineage: Eukaryota; Viridiplantae; Streptophyta; Magnoliopsida; Poales; Poaceae. Bases 65 to 1621 code for a protein of 518 amino acids.